AUGUCGCUCCUUCAGAAGUUCCAAGACUCGAUGGAAAGCGUGUAUGGGAAGUUCUCCGAUGUUUCCGACAUCACCCAAUGGACACCUCCCCCAAACUCGGGAGGCCAUCGAGGCCGCUAUCUCUGGAAAGAUGCCUUUGGCGUUUUGAAUUUCCUGACCCUUUUUAAGGAGACGUCGUUAACAGCAGACAACAAGGCUGCAGCCAACAACUAUCUGCUCUUUGCCCAGCGCCUCAUCGCUACCGUCCACGAUGUCUUGGGCAGUACUCGGGAUGGCAAUUCGCGACUCCCUGACGCAACUGACGAGGAGCCCCUGAGGGGCGGUUUGCGGAUCGGAAAGGAAGAGGAAACAGGUCCCAAUGGCGACGGCCAGUAUUUUCAUUAUCUCACUAUGUGGAUGUUUGCUCUCAACCGAAUGUCGAUAGCAACUGGGGAUCCGUCUUACAACAGACAAGCUGUCUCCCUGGCAAAAGCCAUCCAUCCGCACUUCUUCCUCAACCGUGCUUCAGAACGGCCGCACAUGGUAUGGAAGGUUUCCAUGGAUCUGUCACGCCCACUCGUUGCUAGCGAAGGGAAUCUAGAUCCAAUCGACGGUUACGUGGUUUUCCGUCUGCUGCAAGCAUCCGCUUUGAAGUACGGCGAUGGGGCAAUUCUCGAGGAAGAAAUUGGCGACUACAAAAGGGUGAUGACCCGUAAAGGGGAUUACUUCGUGACGAGGGAUCCUCUCGAUCUGGGAAUGACGCUCUGGACGGCUCACUGGUUCGCUGAGAGGGAAAAAUGGGCUCGUGAUCUGUCCAACAGAUGUGUUGCUCAGCUCCGUGGGCUAUUCGAUGAGAAUCAUUUCCUAGAGUCGAACCUGCAGUUACGUCUGGCAUUCAGGGAGUUCGGGUCGUGCCUCGGUAUAGGCUGCCUAACAAGCGCAAAAUCGAGCGACGUGGCAACACAGUUGAAUGCUCGAUCAAAUGAGAUAAUCACCCAGUGGCAAAACUACAUUUCGUCAUCACUGACUCCAGACGAUCUAAAGCCUAUCACCAGGGUUAUGUAUUCUACAGCAUUAAUACCAGGAGCUUUCAAAUCUCGCUAUCUGGGUGAUGAACCAAUUGAUCACAUUUGA
Paracoccidioides lutzii Pb01 is the source of this 1113-nucleotide messenger RNA. RefSeq lists its product as hypothetical. The record is from RefSeq and is a predicted model, not a curated record. Bases 1 to 1113 code for a protein of 370 amino acids. The transcript is spliced from 3 exons.